UGAAAAUACCACAAGUGAAGCUUGCGCUCAACCACAGGCGAAUAAAAUUAGUCUACUUUGGCCUCACAACCAAUACACAUCAACAAGCGUAUGAAGAUGAGUCUCAGCGCAAGCACCUUAGUCAAUCGCCUUUUGCGCCCGCGGCAUUCGCUACUUCACGUACAGCACCGAGGACUGACGACGCGAAGACAGCCAAAGGCGGUACGGUCAUUCGUACACGAGCAUUCUCAUCCUAAAAGACUUCCCAGACAUGCGCAGCACCACCCUGCGCAUAAGACUAGCUUGGACCACAAUGCAUUCUCCUUCAGUGGCGCCGGGUGGGCUUCGGCAUUCCAUCUUGGUGUAGUUUAUGCCUUGCAAGAGUAUGGAUAUUUUACUCAACACGGUCUGUCCAAGCACGAGCACUCAGAUAGAAUUAGUAAGGAGGAGAUGGUGCAUUCUGAUAAUACCGACGUCUACAAGCAUGUAAGUGAGCGCGAGUUCUCACAUAAACAUCAGAGCAAAUUUACACCUGCUUACCCAUAUCUGGCCGGUGCAAGUGGUGGAGCCCUCACAGCUGUGUGGAUUGCCUGCGGACUGCCCGUGAAGCAUAUGAUGGAGAGCGCAAGGCAUAUGGGCGAUUAUUGUAACGAUAACAAUGGGAUAUAUGGCAAUUUAGCCCCAGUAUUGCGGGAGAUGUUGAUGAGAGAACUUCCGGACGAUGCUCAUAUUCGUUGUAGUGGAGUUGUUGGUAUACAUGUCUUGCGUAUAUGGCCAAAUCCUUCGUCGGAGUCACUGGUUAUAGACCAGUUCGGCACAAAGGAGGAAUUGAUCUCUGCCGCAUUGGCUUCAUGCCACAUACCAGGGUAUCUUCACAGGGGACGCCCGUAUCACGAACAUAAAGGCGAGAAACUGGUGGAUGGAGGUCUGCUAAAGAUUGUUCCAUCACUACCUAAGAAUUUGAACGGUGUGCAUGUCUGUGUUCUUCCUUCAGAAUAUGCGAUUGGCUGUGAGGUUGAUAUCUGUCCAAAUAAGGUCCCGCGCGAGACUUGGGCUGGUCGAUCUGUAUUCAGAUAUGCUUACAACAUGUUGAUGCCGCCGGAGGAUCUAAAAGCGUAUGGCGAUGAGCUAUUUGAGCGCGGAUACGAAGCAGGACAGCAGUGGGUAGUACACGGAGCACCAACUCAUCGAAAUGGGAACACGCAAUAAUAUCGCAGUGCCGAAUUAACCAGCUAGGAUAACCUGAAGAAAGAAAUCAAUACAGCCGAACAGAUACAGCCGUCGAUUCAUAUCGUUAUAGUCCAAAGCCCUAUAAAUAUGUUAUAACCCUAUUGAGGUUUUCAUAUGAAGUAACCUGGUGUAGUAUUCUGCCACGGUUAACAUUUUAUGUUAAGCUAAUAGAUUUUUCCGCCUAAACAAUCCAACUGCGAUAAUACACUUGAAGAAUGGCUAAGCUGACUUACAGAGACAUGGUAGAGUUCAAGCUUAACAUUGAAUUCAUAAAUAAACUCUCAAAAAAUGAAC
Sphaeroforma arctica JP610 is the source of this 1503-nucleotide messenger RNA. RefSeq lists its product as hypothetical. The coding region runs from base 91 to 1188 and encodes 365 amino acids. The transcript has 4 exons. The record is from RefSeq and is a predicted model, not a curated record. Lineage: Eukaryota; Ichthyosporea; Ichthyophonida. Gene Ontology annotation, cellular component: lipid droplet; membrane; cytoplasm. Gene Ontology annotation, biological process: triglyceride catabolic process; lipid homeostasis. Gene Ontology annotation, molecular function: triacylglycerol lipase activity.